AUGUCCAACGAUAAACCUACAGAACCUACAGAGGACACCCAACCUGAUCAGAACGAUGUCCUCCGACGCCCAUCUCUUGUGUCGUCACGAACCCUCUCCGACUCCGGGCGGCGGAUCUCCUCCCAGCAUGUACGCUUCUCAACCGAUCUCGAUCGCGAGUCGGCCGAGGAACAACAGCAGACAAAUUGGGACCGCGGCCUGACCAUCGACACGGCGCUGGCGCCUCCAUCUGUUCGACCCGCUCCCUCACCCACCUCUCCGCUCUCACCUCCCAAUGCGACACAAAAUGCGACCCUCUCCCCAGUUCCCCCGCCGAGUCCUGAGUCCGCCGGUCGGUCUCGGUCGCGAAAUCGUGGAUACUCGCUCCGUCGCAGCAUAUUUAAUAAGACCAUCAACUCGACGGAGAAGGAUGAUCUCGCCCUGGCUGAGCUGGGUGAGGUCAAGGAGGCCUCGUCUGAUGUGACUCUCGCCCAGGCCCCGGCUGCUGAGACGCUCACUGCUGCCGAUGAGAAGCAUGCUCUGAGUGUUGCGCCGACUGCGACACUCGACUCAACCCAUAAGGACGAUGCUUCCCCUUAUGUCUCCUCUGAUCCUUCGGAAAAGGGUCUCAAAGAACAGUUCUCCGUGUCUGUGGCCCAGGAGAAGUGGCUCCAGAAAAAGGCGACUACUGCAGUGGCUGUCGCACGUUUCCAGGCUGUUAUGACGUCUAUCCAGAAGUUUAUUCUGCGCAUCCAAGAUAUUCCUCCUACUAAGGAUGGGCGCCAUAUUGACUUGAAUCCGUCUAUGGUAGGUUCUAUGAUUGAUGAGCGCACCCAGAAACCUUAUAUCGGUAACUUCAUUCGUUCGAGUCGUUACAGUCUCUGGAGUUUCUUCCCCCGCCAAUUCUUCGCCCAAUUCACCAAAGUCGCCAACUUCUACUUCUUGAUUGUCGCCAUCCUGCAGAUGAUCCCUGGCUUGAGUACAACUGGAACAUAUACAACCAUUGUUCCGCUUCUGAUCUUCGUUGGUAUCUCAAUGGGCAAGGAAGGAUUUGAUGAUUGGCGCCGGUAUCGCUUGGACAAGGAAGAGAACAAUCGGGAUACUUGGGUGCUCCGCCCAGGUCACGGCACCAUCCAGGACGGCGCCUCCAUGAUAAGCAACGCUCAAGAUUGGGAGCGGAUCAAGUGUGAGGAAAUUCGUGUUGGGGAUGUUAUUAAACUUGUGCGCGACCAACCGAUUCCCGCUGAUAUCGCUCUCCUCCACGCCAGCGGACCCAACGGCGUCGCUUACAUUGAGACCAUGGCUCUCGACGGUGAGACAAAUUUGAAAAAUAAGCAGCCUUGCCAGCCUGUAUCCAAGGUGUGCUCGACUGUGGAGGACAUCAACAGCAAUUCCUUGCACUUUGUCCUUGAGGACCCCAACUUGGAUCUAUACAAGUUCGACGGUCACGUCACCGUCAAUGGCCAAGAGAAACUGCCCUUGACCAACAAUGAGAUCGUUUACCGUGGCAGCAUCCUUCGCAACACUGACCGCGCUCUGGGUAUGGUGAUCUAUACUGGCGAGGAGUGCAAGAUCCGCAUGAACGCCAACAAGAACCCGCGAAUCAAGAGGCCCGCUCUCCAGGACAAGGUCAACCGCGUGGUCAUGUUGAUCGUGGUAUUGGUCGUUAUCCUGGCUGUUAUCUGCACUGUGGCCUACAAGUUCUGGUCCCAGGACGUGGAGCAACAUUCUUGGUAUCUUGACAAUGCUAGUGUCUCCUACGGCCCAAUCUUCACUUCGUUCCUGAUCAUGUUCAACACCAUGAUUCCCAUCUCCCUCUACGUGAGUAUGGAAAUCGUCAAAGUUGCCCAGAUGCUGCUCUUGAAUGAUAUCGACAUGUACGAUCCGGAAACCGACACCCCGCUCGAGGCGCGCACAUCCACCAUCAACGAGGAGCUCGGUCAAGUCAGCUACAUCUUCUCCGACAAGACUGGUACCCUGACAAAUAACUCCAUGCGCUUCCGCAAGAUGAGUGUGGCUGGAACCGCGUGGUUGCACGACGCCGACCUCCAGGAGGAGGCUGCUCGUGCAGGCGAUCACACCAAGUUGAUUCACAAGAAGCGGAGCACAAAGGGGAAAAAGGCAAUGGGCCGCAAGUCCAAUGUUUCCGAGGCUCAGAUGCCCCGUCCGUCGAAUGUUUCUGGCCCUCUUGAUCCUCUCCGUCAGUUUGGCCGCUCGGCUACUACAUACCGCACUGAAGAGAUGCUCGAAUAUAUCCAGCGCAAGCCAUAUACCAUCUUUGCCCGAAAGGCGAAAUUGUUCAUUCUGUCCAUGGCCUUGUGUCACACUUGCAUUCCCGAAAAAGACGCGAACGGAAACACCACCUUCCAGGCUUCCUCCCCGGAUGAGCUAGCUCUUGUUCUUGCAGCCCAGGAACUCGGAUAUCUCGUCGUGGAUCGCCAAUCAAACACGUUGACCAUCCGCACACAACCAAACGGACCAGACGAAGCCACCAGCGACGAAGUCUACGAGGUCAUGGACGUUAUCGAGUUCUCAAGCGCGCGAAAGCGCAUGUCAGUCGUUGUUCGCAUGCCUGACCAGCGAAUUUGCCUAUUCUGCAAGGGUGCCGAUACCACGCUGAUGCGUCUCCUGAAGCAAGCCGAUUUGGCACACGAGAAGGCGACUGAGAUCGAGCGCCGUGCAAGCCGACGCAAGAAUGCCGAGGUGAACCAGGCCAUCCGACGUAAUAGUGAGCACCACAGCCGGAAGAACAGUGGCGUUCGGAGCAGUAUGACCCGACCUAGUUUCAACCGUCGGCGUUCGUCGAUCACUGGCCAACAGGGUUCGGCUCUUCGAGCCAGUAUCGAUGUUUGGCUGCGCGACCGGGAGACCGAUGGUGGUAUGCGGAACAAAGAGGCUGAUAGUGAGUACUACAGCCCUCGGCCUUCGGCGCAGAUGGGCAGACCCUCGGCUGCGAUCUCGGACUCUGGCAGCUCUACGAAUGGCGAAGACGAUGAGGAUCUUGUGGAGGAGGCACUGGUUGUCAACGAGGCGGCUAUUUUCGAGCGCUGCUUCCAGCAUCUGAAUGACUUUGCCACUGAUGGCCUGCGGACUUUGUUGUAUGGCCACAGGUUCUUGGAUGAAGCGACCUACACGAACUGGAAAACUGCCUACAACGAGGCUUGCACUAGCCUCGUUGAUCGACAGCAGAAGAUUGAAGAUGCUGGCGAGCAGAUUGAGCAGCAGCUUGAGCUUACUGGCGCCACUGCUAUUGAGGAUAAGCUGCAAAAGGGCGUGCCGGAGGCUAUUGACAAACUGCGACGAGCCAAUAUCAAGAUGUGGAUGUUGACUGGUGAUAAGCGGGAGACUGCUAUCAAUGUCGGCCACUCGUGCCGCCUUGUCAAGGAGUACUCGACACUGACUAUUUUGGAUCACGAGAAUGGCGACGUUGAGCAAACGAUCACGCAUCUUAUCGGGGAGAUUACCGGUGGCCGUGUGGCACAUUCUGUGGUUGUGGUUGAUGGCCAGACGCUGUCGUUGAUCGAAGCGAAUGAUGUCGUACGUGAACAGUUCUUCCAACUGGCCGUCAAGGCAGACUCCGUCAUCUGUUGCCGAGCGAGCCCGAAGCAAAAGGCCUUCUUGGUGAGAUCAAUUCGCAAACAGCUCACCGACGCAAUCACGCUUGCCAUCGGAGAUGGCGCCAACGAUAUCGCCAUGAUCCAGGAGGCCCAUGUGGGUAUCGGAAUCACUGGAAAGGAGGGAUUGCAGGCAGCUCGUAUCUCGGACUACUCGAUUGCGCAGUUCCGCUUCCUUCUCAAGCUGCUUCUGGUGCAUGGCCGGUGGAACUACAUGCGUGCUUGCAAGUAUACACUCGGCACGUUCUGGAAGGAAAUGUUGUUCUAUCUGACUCAAGCGCUGUACCAGCGCUUCAACGGCUACACUGGCACCAGUUUAUACGAGCCGUGGAGUCUGAGUAUGUUCAACACGCUUUUCACCUCGCUCGCUGUCAUCUUCCUGGGUAUCUUCACCAAAGACCUCUCAGCAUCAACACUGCUAGCCGUGCCGGAGCUCUACACCAAGGGUCAAAACCACGGCGGCUUCAAUAUCCGGCUCUACCUAGGCUGGUCAUUCAUGGCGACCUGCGAAGCAGUGAUAAUCUUCUUUACGAUGUGGAGUCUCUUCGGCCUUGCGAAAGUCAAUCCCAGCGAUAACGACAUCUUCUCUAUGGGUCUACUCACCUUCUCCGCGUGCAUCAUCGUCAUCAACGUGAAACUCCAAGCCCUGGAAGUCCAUAACAAAACCUACAUGUCGCUAAUCGUAAUCAUAAUCUCUGUCGGCGGCUGGUUCAUGUGGGAUCUAAUCCUCGACCGCCAAUACACAAUGGCCUCCGGCAAAGGCAUCUACUUCGUUCCCUCCAACUUCAUCCACCAGUCCGGCCACAACCUCCUCUUCUGGACCGUCCUCCUCCUCUCCGUCUCAGGAGUCCUGCUCUUCGAAUUCACAGUCUCAACUCUCCGCGCCCUCUUCUUCCCAACAGACGUCGACCUCUUCCAAGAAUACGAACAAGACCUCGACAUCCGCAAGCGCUUCGAAGAAGCAGCAGCCUCAGAACUCCAGCAGGGCUGGGACCACGGUACCAAGAGAUCAAGCUUCGAGAUCGCCCGCGAUAACGCCGAGAAGGCUGAGAUGGACGCUCGCGAACGCCACGUCCGCGAGCUGCUCGCCCGCCCCCGCGUCAUGGAUACUAAGGAACUCGAGCUCGAAAGCGCCAGCGCGACGGUUAGUCAUAACAGCAGCGUGCCGAGUCGCAAUGCUGAGACGGACCGUGGUCGCCAGUCUGGCCUCCUCUGUCCGGAAGACGCUAAUGUGCGUCGGCGCUCCGUUGAGAUCCAGGAGCUCUUUACUAAGGGCUAUGGUGCUGUGCGCAAGGGCCAGCUCAAAUGA
Molecule: messenger RNA, 4902 nt
Organism: Penicillium samsonianum
Lineage: Eukaryota; Fungi; Ascomycota; Eurotiomycetes; Eurotiales; Aspergillaceae
Product: aminophospholipid-translocating P4-type ATPase DNF3
Exons: 1
Coding region: 1-4902 (1633 amino acids)
Biological process (GO): intracellular protein transport; post-Golgi vesicle-mediated transport; phospholipid translocation
Cellular component (GO): plasma membrane
Molecular function (GO): ATP hydrolysis activity; magnesium ion binding; ATP binding
Source: RefSeq, a predicted model, not a curated record